AUGGAAAGUCGACAAACCAUUACAAAAAAUUCAAAUUUCCAAAUUAUACAAAUAAUUCUUUCGUACCUCAAUUCAUCGAAAUUAGUUCAUAUCAAAAACUUUAUUUUCAUUCUAGUAAUAUAUAAUUAUGGAGAUAUUUUAUUAAGAAAACUUUUGAUUCAAGGUCCUAGCCGUACUUUGUUUGAUUUCUAUCGAAAAAUUACUGGUAUUUUAUUGAAAGCGGCAAAGAAAGCUCCGGGAGCUGGAAACAAAAUACAAGCCGAACUUGAUAAAACUAUUAAAGAAUUAGAAGAAAAAAUUGCUCCUAAGAAACCGGGCGAACCCAGAUAUUUGUCAUUACCAGAUAUUGGAUUUGAUUCAAAGAAAUUAAAGCAAGAAUUAAAAAGGUAUCAGGAAAUGUCAUCACAUGUAAAAUGGAAGGAUGGGCGUGUGUCAGGAGCAAUAUAUCAUGGUGGACAAGAAUUGUCAAAAUUGACAUCUGAAGCAUAUUCAAUGUUUUCUGUUAGCAACCAAUUACACCCCGAUGUAUUUCCCGGAGUACGUAAAAUGGAUGCUGAAGUAGUCGCUAUGGUAUUAAACAUGUAUAAUGCACCACCAGAAGCAGCUGGUACAACCACAUCUGGAGGUACUGAAAGCAUAUUAAUGGCAUGUAAAGCUUAUAGAGAUUGGGCAAGAGAAGUAAAAGGAAUUACAAGCCCUGAAAUUGUUGUUCCGGAUACAAUUCAUGCAGCUUUUGAUAAAGCAGCUUCAUAUUUCAAUAUUAAACUUGUACACAUACCAAUUGAUCAUAUAACAUGUAGAGUAGAUACUAAAGCACUUGGUAGAGCAAUCAAUAAAAAUACAAUAAUGAUUGCAGGAUCAGCACCAAAUUUUCCUCAUGGAAUUAUGGAUGACAUUCCUUCAUUAGCGUCAAUAGCAAAAAAAUAUGAUAUUGGAAUGCAUGUAGAUUGUUGUUUAGGAAGUUUUCUGGUGCCAUUUUUAGAAGAGGCAGGAUUUCCAGCUCAACCUUUUGAUUUUAGAAUCGAUGGAGUAACUUCGAUUUCAUGUGAUACUCAUAAGUAUGGAUUUGCACCAAAAGGUUCUUCAGUAAUUAUGUAUCGAUCAAAGAAACUUCGUAAAUUUCAAUAUUUCUUUGCACCCGACUGGACGGGUGGGAUUUAUUGUUCGCCUUCAAUUGCAGGUUCACGUCCGGGAGCAUUGAUUGCGGGAUGUUGGGCUACAUUGAUGAGUAUAGGUAAAUACGGUUAUAUCGAUGCAACUAAAAAAAUUGUAGGAUGUGCUAAAAAAAUUGAAGCUGGUAUACGUAAAUCAAAAGAUCUUUUCGUUUAUGGAAAACCACUUGUAUCAGUUGUAGCAUUUGGAUCUAAGACAUUGAACGUUUACGAGAUUAAUGAUCAAAUGUCAAAGAAAGGCUGGAAUCUUAACGCAUUGCAAAAUCCACCAGCAGUACAUAUCGCUUGUACGCUAUUAACUGUACCUCACGCAGAACAAUUUUUAAAUGACCUUGAAGAUUCAAUCAACGAAAUUAAAUCUACCACGAAUAAUAAUAAAAAAUUAUCGGGAACUGCUGCCAUUUAUGGGAUGGCUGCUAGUUUGCCCGAUGGUUCAAUUGUUAAUGAGGUUGCUUGUGGUUUUUUGGAUGCUUUGUAUUCUGCUUAA
This is a messenger RNA of Entrophospora sp. SA101, 1659 nucleotides long. Lineage: Eukaryota; Fungi; Glomeromycota; Glomeromycetes; Entrophosporales; Entrophosporaceae. The record is from the annotation of a GenBank genome assembly.